AUGCGAUUCUCAAGUGUCUUCUUCGGUCUUUGCUCCGUCACAGCGGCAGCCGCCCAGGCUGAGUCGCUCACGACACCCCCCCCGGCGCCCCCGGUGCCCGCCCAUAAGGUGGGUUGGAGGGCUGCCAACUGCAGCGGCGUCAUCGUCGACGCCAAAGCCCUGCCCGACAAGCGGUGGGAGGCGGCCGGUGCCUCGGAGGCCCUCGAAGAAGUUUUCCAAGCCUGGCGGAACUACACCACUGGGCCUGAUGAAGUCAAGUUCGAGUUCAGCCAGUUCGUCUCUUGGUACUUCGGCGGCCCAGAGGCAUGGCGGUGCUCGGAAAUCUUCGACGUGCCGUGCUCAACCUCACUUACCUGUGAGGCUACCCAGUAUCCUGCCGGACAUCUCAUCCUCAACUCGUUUUCCAAGCUUCACCAGUUCCAUCAUCGCUAUUUUGAGGCUCUUGGCUUGGCGCAGGCGGAUAUCCAGUCGGAAAUCGACUUCUUUUCCGAGUCAUUCUCUUUGCCGCCGCCAGAAGACCCGUCCAAGGAUGCGAACAAGAGACUCAUGCUCAACGUUGCUUAUGGAUUGUUCGGUGUUUCUCAGGCCUUCCUCAGCAACUUUGUCAUCUUUAGUUCGGCUGCAGCGACAACCUCGGCGAUUUCCCAGGUAUGGCGGUCGCAGAUCAUGUCCACCUUGAGUUACAGCGUCUUCACCGGCUGGGCGGUCGCAAAGGACUACUUGCUCCCAGGCAAAGACUCAAAGGCUCAAUACGGAUCACUCUCCGCCAUGAUGGGCGACGUCUUCGACAGCUGGAAGGCUACCCAGGUGGCGUACGUCGAAACCAUCUUCAACCCGAACGACACCGCGACGGAGGACUUCAUCCGGUCGGCUUUGGACAACGGCCUCAUGGGAGCUGCCCCGGAUGAAAUGAACGCAUUCGAGAUGUCCAAGAGGCUUCAGAAACUAUUCUACCCGAGGUUCAUCGCGGCCGUCUGGCAAACUCGCAGGUGGACCAAGAAACCCUUCGUCUUAAAAACAAACCUACCUUGCAACACGGAGAAGGGUCAAAGAGACAGUACCCUUUGGCCCUUCUUGAAGGAUGACGACCACGCGAGGGCUUCGACCUGCUACAAAGGCGCCCUUUUCUACCUGAUCGACGUCAGAGGUUCUGGCGUCAAGUUGACCACCAAGUAUCCUUCCAUCCGGCCCGACAUCUUCAAGAGCAAACACUGGCCAUUGAUGGCACUGUACGGCUUGGAAACGAUGGACGGCGUCCGGUACGGCGGCAUCACGAAGGAGGACAUCGUCGCCUCCGUCUACGAGGGCUGGGUCGAGGGCGGCCACCAGAACAACAACUUCAACCCCAACUACACCGACAUCUCGCCGCAGGGCAAUCUCGACCUGUGGCUGCAGCAAGGCCACCGGAGCCCGGGCUUCGUCAACAUGACGCUGUGCCAGAACCUGUACACCAUCGUCGGCAACAUCGUGCACGGCAACCCUGAGAACCACACCUCGUACCCUUGUGAAAGCCUUUCCGUUAUCAAGCCCACCAACCUGGGUCCCCAGCCGGAUUCCGAUGCGGAAAAGGAGACGCCGGCCGAUACGGACAAGGAGACGCCGGUCGAUGCGGACAAGGAGACGCCGGUCGAUGCGGACAAGGAGACGCCGGAUGUUGAAAAUGGCAGACAAAUGACACCCAUUUGA
Colletotrichum higginsianum IMI 349063 is the source of this 1686-nucleotide messenger RNA. RefSeq names its product Class 5 chitinase chi100. Bases 1 to 1686 code for a protein of 561 amino acids. The record is from RefSeq and is a predicted model, not a curated record. Lineage: Eukaryota; Fungi; Ascomycota; Sordariomycetes; Glomerellales; Glomerellaceae. The transcript has 5 exons.